Acaulospora morrowiae is the source of this 227-nucleotide messenger RNA. Lineage: Eukaryota; Fungi; Glomeromycota; Glomeromycetes; Diversisporales; Acaulosporaceae. The record is from the annotation of a GenBank genome assembly.
AUGGGAUCCUCUUGAAUGGCAGUGUAAAGAAGGCCAUAAAUGGAAAGCUUCAUCAAGGGAUAUUCUUAAAGGAACUUGGUAUCCAAGAUGUAGUACACUAGGCCGAAAAUCUCUUACACCUGACCAAAAAUGUAUUUCAGUCCAAAGUCAUGCUACACUAAUGCAAAGACAUGGUCAACCACAAUACAAUAUUGAUAUAGCGAAAAAUAUUGCACAAGAACGAGGUG